GCCUCGACCGGGCCUCGGUGGAAAAAAAGCCUGUUGAUUUUCGGCGGGGACAAGGACCCCAGACCGAAUCGGGUGUCUCUCUUUCCGCUUGCUUGCCUGAGGAGGAGCCGCAUGAGCCUACUACAUCUUCCGCUUUGCUGAGCCCCGUGGGCGGUUGCAGCUUGGAGGGAAAGGUGCCGGUAUCAGGGAGAUGCUGACUCCUCCUCUCCCCCCCCCACCCGCCUUCUUUCCCUUUCCCUUCUCGGCUCGGGCGGGAGCAGGCGGUACAGUGGAGCCGGCGCCCGGAUCGGAGGAACGGGGUCCCGGAGGAGGCAUCGCGAGGAACUAAAUCAUGGCUUUUCAGAAGGCAGUGAAAGGAACUAUCCUCGUAGGAGGAGGGGCCGUUGCAACCGUCUUUGCCCUCUCACAACUUUCUCAAUAUAGAAAAAAAGGUCAUCAUGCAACUGUGGAAGCUUCAGAAUGCAAACUUGUACCAAUACUAAACUCCCUUCCGACUAGAGAGAAUCAUUUCCAGGCUUUGAGAGAAACUUCAGAAUUUGAUGUUCUUAUCAUAGGGGGCGGUGCCACAGGAAGUGGUUGUGCCUUAGACGCUGUUACAAGAGGCCUCAGCACAGCUCUUGUAGAACGGGAUGAUUUCGGAUCAGGGACUAGCAGCAGAAGUACUAAAUUGAUCCAUGGUGGAGUGAGAUAUCUACAGAAGGCCAUCAUGAAGUUGGAUUUUGAGCAGGAAUCAGGGAUUAUGGCUGAAUUGGAGGUGGGGGCAGGACUGUGA
Messenger RNA from Notechis scutatus (mainland tiger snake), 772 nucleotides. The record is from RefSeq and is a predicted model, not a curated record. NCBI's taxonomy places the organism in Eukaryota, Metazoa, Chordata, Lepidosauria, Squamata, Elapidae.